CCCCAAAAACACCCAGAAAACACAUUUUUUAUGGGUGUUAAUUUUUCGACCGAUUCCAAUACUUUACCUUACACACUAGGUGUGUGCGGAAAAGUAAUAGGGGUCGUAUCGGUGAACCAGACAUUACUAAAGUUCUACAUUGCGGUUCGGGGAAUUUUGAUCAGCGUUCCAAAAGAUGAAGAUAUUGUUGGAACCAUAGACCUUUUGUACAAGCUGUACAAAAUCUUCAACAUUGAGCCUGCUGGACUUACCAAAGCGUUCAUUGACUUUUUAGAUUACUUCAUUUACGACAAUGAAGAUAUUUCUAGUGCAAAAAUUACCAAAGAGAUGCAUGAUUUGGGAGAUAAAUUGAAAAGUUUAUCAGUUUAAUAUUUUUUUCAUGCGUUGAUUUACCAUUUCAUAAGCAAAAU
Molecule: messenger RNA, 410 nt
Organism: Contarinia nasturtii (swede midge)
Lineage: Eukaryota; Metazoa; Arthropoda; Insecta; Diptera; Cecidomyiidae
Exons: 2
Coding region: 31-369 (112 amino acids)
Source: RefSeq, a predicted model, not a curated record